Molecule: messenger RNA, 246 nt
Organism: Haemonchus placei
Lineage: Eukaryota; Metazoa; Nematoda; Chromadorea; Rhabditida; Trichostrongylidae
Source: the annotation of a GenBank genome assembly
AUGUUGGACUGCAUGGAUGGGAUCCGAUCCGUGUUCUCCCAUGAUUCUGUUAGAAAUCGAAGAGUCACUGCAGCAGCACUGAUAACACUCCCAUCUAGUUCGGCCUCAAAAAGUCCUCUUAGGAAGGGUUCCAGUCAUCUUUUCGUGAAGUAUUUUGAAUAUCUGGAUGCACCAGAAAUGGCGUCGCCAAUACCAAUACCUUAUCAUUCUACUACUAUUUGCUGUGAUUCUUAUACAACUUUAUAG